Molecule: messenger RNA, 2136 nt
Organism: Cyphellophora europaea CBS 101466
Lineage: Eukaryota; Fungi; Ascomycota; Eurotiomycetes; Chaetothyriales; Cyphellophoraceae
Exons: 1
Coding region: 1-2136 (711 amino acids)
Source: RefSeq, a predicted model, not a curated record
AUGGAGGAAGCGCUGCUCGGAACGCUGGCGCAAGUUCUUGAGAGCAAGUGUCCCAAUCACGCCCUGAUUUUCCCAAUCAAUGAACUCCUGCUCAGCCAGCAGGUUUCACUGAUAAAGCCGGCACACCAACGACUAAUGUUCGUGCAUCCCGAUCCGCAUGGCAGCGGUCCCAACGGUACUCUUGACGCUCCAUGGGAGAUCUUCGAGCACCAACAGGAACAUUUCCUGCUCGGCACUGAUGCAAAUCGAACACAGCCUCGAAUUAUAGAUCGGGAAUGGAUCGAUAUGGAGAUAAUCCAAGCAUGGCGGCGAGAGUGCGAAGACAGUCACGCUACUAGCUGCGCCACUAUCGAGCUGGAUGCACCCGUUGACUCCCAUUCGUUGCUGUUGGUGGACGCCGUCAAUCAAUGCCUGGUGUCCAAGACAACAUCCUGCCGCUACGUUGCUCUGAGUUACGUCUGGGGGCGGACCAGCACUUUCACCACUACCAAAGCAACGCUCGAGCUACUCUGCAAGCCGGGUGCCUUGCAGCAACCAUCUACGCCCAACUUCAAAAUCUCCCGCACAGUGUCUGAGGCAAUCCUAAUGACCAAAGUCCUAGGAGAGCGCUAUUUGUGGGUGGAUGCGCUCUGCAUCGUCCAGGAUGGAGACGACAACUCUAUUCAACUUAAUGCUAUGGCCAUGAUAUACGCCCGAGCCUGCUUGACAAUCGUGUCUGCCCAUGGUGAGGACGCUAAUGCUGGCUUUCGGGGCCUCCGCAGAGUCGGUCUACCUCGACAAGCUCGUCAGCGCAUAGCGCAGCUAACGCCAAAUCAGAGUCUUGUGAAACCAAGUUCCAAGCAGGUCUGGGACGACUCGAUGUUACAGCCGUGGAGCACUCGUGCAUGGACUUACCAAGAAGCUAUGUUCUCACGCCGGAUGCUUAUAUUUGCUCACAACUCGGUGAGGUGGCGCUGUAAGACGGCUCGAUAUAGUGAGGAGUCCGAUUCUCCUGACUGUGUACAUUCAUACGCCACUGCUGCGCAGCGGCAUUAUAGCUGGUCCUCGCCACAGCUGACGCCCUCACCUGUGCCAAACCUGGGCGAGUUUGAGGCUCUGGUCAAUGGGUUCAACUGCAGAAGGCUGACACGUCCUGAGGAUGCCCUGCCCGCCUUUGCCGGAGUGUCACUGCUGCUCGGGAAGAAGCUUCGGGGAAGCCUCAUCUCUGGCCUACCAGAGUAUUUCCUGGAUAUCUGCCUUUUGUGGCGGCCGCUCCGAAGACUGGGUCCUGCCCAGCGUAGAUUGGAGAUGGUACCAUCGGACCAACAUUGUCUGCCGAGCUGGUCGUGGGUGGGAUGGGAAACGGAAAUCGCCUUCCCCUAUACCUGGAACUAUUCCAGCAAGCUCACUGGCCCAACACCCAUCAUGCUUGGACAGACUCGCUAUUGGCUCGAGCGACAUCGUAUCUAUUGUUCAAACCACCCAGAAACAGAAAAGGAUUUGGAUCAUUUGACCAACGCCUGGUGGCUCGGGGACGCUACUGUGGCGCUAGACGGUGAGAUGCCUCCAGGAUGGCUCAUACGCAAAAUCGCGCCAGGAUCUUCUGCCUCUCUUGCACAAGAUUACCUGGUGCUCGGCGAGGUCUCCAUCUAUCAGCACGAGUCGGACCAAUCAGUUGACUUUUGCUUUCCGGUCGAUCUUGAAGAGGAACCAGAAUCUAUCGAACCACGAACUGAGAAAUACCUCCAUUUCACCACGAACUCCGCGAAUUUUCGACUCGGAGAGGUCCGUGGAAUCAUGACUCGCGUGCACACCUUGGACGGCAGGCCUGCUGGGACGCUGUGGCAACACGAUGAAGCUGACGAAGACUUUGUGUGCGCCACAAGUGGGCCCUUGCAGUAUCGGCGCAGCGUCGAGCUCGUAGGCAUCAUGAGCUGUCUUAUUCCGAAGACUGAUAGUAUCGUCUGGGACGUCGACGAAAUUGCCGCGCCAGAAAGCCUCCGUGAUGACAGCCCAAUUGCUUCAUUCGAGGAUAUCCAGAAUGUCAUGUGGAUACAAUGGAUCGGUGGAAUUGCAUAUCGCAAAGCCACAGGUGUGGUCAAAGAAGAGAUCUGGGAGUCGAUUGCGCUUGAUAAAGUCGACGUAACGCUGGGAUGA